GGUUGCAUGCGUGCUCGAUUCACCGAAACAUCAGAGCCAGCCAGCCACACACUUGAAAUGAUCAUUUCACCGCUGCAGUAGUUCAUAAUACAAAUAAGCGUACAAACAGUUGGUCGCAUAAAAUCGUCUCCGUCGUACGAAUUGACGACCGUGGCUGUGGUGUGUUUCUUUCGUUUAGUUUUUUUUUUAUUUUUAUUUUUUUUUAUCACGAAUAAUAAGAAAAAUAAUAAGAGGGAGAAAAGUGUUAAGCAAGAGCAGCGGGCACGGUAUAAAAAUCUAAGCAUCCCAAAGAAAGAGAGAAAAAAAAACUCAUCGAUAAAAGAUUUCAAGUGUGAAUCGCGAGAGAAGAAAAAAGACACGAAACAACAAAACGCUCUUUGGCCGAAGCAGAGACAUAAAUUGUGCUUGCGUGUAUGUUUGUGUGUUGUUUAGUUUAUCGAACGAGCACAACGAAUCUCAUUUUAUGUGAAUCUGAAUCGGACAAAAGUUUUAGCGAUUUUCGAUGGUGUCUCCUUUUUGAAAGUGAAUGAAAGAUUAUACUUAGAAGAGGUUUUAAAGGUGCAAGCGCUGUGUGAUGAAAGGAAAAAAAAGUGUUGGAAAUUAUUAAGAAGAACAAGUCAAUAACAAGAGAAUUCAGAUCGAAUUUGUUCUAAUUUCGACACAAUCUAUCGCUAUGCUGUCUGUUUGCUGUGUAAAAUGAAGAACUUGCCAUGAGACAAUAUGUAUGUUUUUGAAUGAUGACCAUAUGAAUAAACCGAGUAGCCAGCUCGUAAACAUGUUAAACUCAUGCGACUGGAGCAAAUCAUUGUUACACAAAGUAAAUUUCGAGUAUUUUUCGAGAUCAUAAUCGGCAUCAGCAAGUAGUCUGAGUUUCUUCCGAUUUAGCUGUUGGUGUCUACGAAUUGUGUGCGCGAGCAACGAAGAGAGAGAGAGAGAGAGUAAUUGUGUCAUCGAUAUUGAGUAUCAAUUAGCCCACAAUAUCUGCGAAUGGAAUGUGUGCAAUGUGCAUACGGCUAAAAUUGAAUGAAAUUGAUAUUACAAUUGAUUGCGCGAAAUAUUUCGAUUGGAAUCGAAACGUAACGCAUCGCAACAACAACAACAAUCGGCCAAUUAAAGCGAUAACAAAAAUAAAUGGUCUAAAAAUAAUUAUGAUUGGAGUGGAAAUGUCAACGGCGUGAUUGUGAUUUGGAGAUGAGCGGGUACAUACACCAUCAUAACAGCAAUAAUAAAGAGAGGGAGAGAGAGAGAGUGAAAACUCCAUAAAUCAGACAAUCGCCCAAAUCAGCAUCGAACAUAAAAAACCAAUCCCAAUGCAAAUCGACUAAUCAUGAUCAAUUGAAAGCGUGUCAUUGUUUGACGAAAGUGAAGAGAAAAAAUAUAUAUAAAACAACUUCAACAAUACUCAACAUCAGUAAUUUUACUUCGUUACUGUGUAAUUGAACGAAUGCAUUGCAUCAAAGAGUCAAACGCGGGCAACAACUGAAUCGAUAAUAACAAAUAAGAAUCAGCCGAAAAGGGUCGCUUUCAAGUGCAAUAUAAUAUCAUCAAACGUUGUGCAUCAUAAAACGAAUUGUUUUGAAUAUUUGUGGCAAAGUCGGAAUUCGAACUGUGAAGUUUAAUAUAAACAAACCAAACCAAACUGAAUAUUUUCUUUCGGAUGAAUUGAUUAAGAGUUGUGAGUUGUUUCCAUCAAUCUCAGACCAUUCGUUCGCGCAACCGCAAUAUUUUCCGUUGCGUUCAUUUCAAUUUGUUUAUUCGACCAGUUUUUCUUUGUGUCCUUAUCGAUACACACGAUUUAAUUAAUCCGUAUGAUAAAUUUGGUACGCGUUUACUUUUGCUGUUGUAUGUUUUAUCGCGGAUAUAACGAGAGAAAAUAAAACGUUUUAACGGUUGAACAAUCAUUGUCGAAAUUGUAAUCGAAAAAAAAAAUGACAAUUAUCUGCUCUAAAUGCACAAAGUAAACGUAAAUAUAAACCGAAAAAAGAUCAUUAGUAAAUAGAUAUCGUUUGUUAGAUUUGCAUGCAUCAAAGCCAUUUUGGGCCAAAACGAGUGAGAAGAAACAACAAAAAAAAAAGACAAGAAUACAAAAGAGCAUUGCUUUUUAUUUGGACGUGUUGAACGGUUCUCGGUGUGUGUAGUGUUUGUUUGGCAGGAUCCGAGUAGCCAAAAGAGAAAUAGCGGUAAAUGCGGAUGAAACAAAACAAUCAAGAAGAACUAACUGAACAGACAGACAGACAUUUGAGCAACGUGAAUAAGCGUAUCGUAAUAUACACACAUACAAUACUGCGAUUCAAAUUGCCAUUUGAAUUAUAAAACACUCUGCAUUUUAUGAGAUUGCACCGUUUGCAAUCGAUAGCAGCCAUCGCAUCGUAAGCGCGCGCGACUUCAUUCUCUCAAAAAGCAACGAAGAAGUUAUCAGAAGAGGUGGAAAAAAAAAAAGGAACCAAACACUCAACCGAACGUUGUAGCAGCAGCAUAUGCACACACAUCAUGAUUCACUACAAAUUAUUAGUCGUCCAUUGGUCCAUUUUCACAUUGUCCGUGCAGCUAAUCUACUGUGCAUCACUGCACUCCACUCGUGAUUCAGUGAUGACAUCGGCCGGUGGAGUUGGUUUAUCAUCCAUAACAGUGUCACCAAUUUAUAAAUCAUCACAGUCGGUGUCUCAUCAAUCGAUCUGCUUUGCUGAAACCGAACAUAUGCUCAGCGUGAAUGGCAAAGAGUCGAGCAUAGUACUUGAUCUAGAACCGAAUCGUAUACAAUUAGGACCGUGUAAGCGUACAUUCAAGGCGCCCGAGCCGCACGGAUUCAUUGUUAAAUUGCUGAAGUUCAAAUCAAAACAGAUGCGAAAUCCAAACAGCCAUAUCGAUAGUAACGUCGGAGGUGUGUCAAUUGAUGUGUACAACGAAACAACAACGUGUCCACUGAACAUUAUGACCGGGAAAGAUCCAUUGACACCGCCAUGGAAAUUGGAUCCGUGUAAAAUGGAGGCGCACGGCAUCAACAAAGAGAUGGUUAAAUUAACUGAAGGUUUGCUGCGUAUAUCGUGGACACCGAAUCGCCAUUCGCCAAAAUAUAAACUCAUAAUUACGACGCUUGGCAAAGGCUAUCAUUGUAAUCAAGGGAAACACCCAUGCUUGAAAUUCGGGCAAGAGACGCUAUUUUGUGUGUCAUCGAGUCUAGUUUGUGAUGGUAUUAAUCAUUGUCCGUCGGGAGAUGAGUACAACAGCGAUGAGGAUCCCAAUUUGUGUGCACAAAAGCGAGGAUUCACCGAUUCAAAUACAUCAUUUGGAUUGAGCAUUUGGCAGCAAAUUUCGAAAGAGUUUUUCAGUAAAUUGUAUCCACCCGAUGCAACAACGACCGUACCGACAAAAUCACCAAUGAAACCAACAUCGACGAUGCACAAAAAACCGACGUCACCGAGCAAAGAUGAUGAUGGCAUCGACGACGAUUCCAGCGAAAAUAACACAACCGACGAUGGUGUAAUGGAGUCAUCAACGACAAAACACUAUCGUCACAUUACACUAUCGAGAGGUUUAUCGAAAUAUGGUCCAUGGGGAUACCUAAUCCUUGGCAUGUUGCUUUGUGGUGGAGCACUGUUAGUCUGUGUACUUUGGGAAUGUUGUUGUAAAAGCGACAAAACCUUAACCACAUUAGAAUCAUCUAAUAUAUCGACAAUUACAGGCAGCAGUUCAAAUGCGAAUUUCAACGGUCCUCAGCCGGAAACAACGUUGCCGCCAAACUACGAUGAAAUCGAUCCGCCACCAUCCUACGCAACACUAUUUCCAGGCAACAAAAGCGUUGAUGCCGAAUCAACAAGCUCGGCCCAGCCAACGGCCAACUCAUUAUCAAACGAUGCGACUCAAGGUGGUGUUGAAGUUGUCGUUGCCCCUUGUGCGGCAUCAGAUGCCAUGGCCAAUGGAAGCAGCAGUAGUAGUGGCAAUAUAGCAUCAGCACCACCUUUGCCAUCUUCAUCCACAUCUUCGUAGGCAAAGACACGGAAACGAAAUCGGCAAAAUUUAGGAUUUUUUUUUAAAUAAAUAAAUUCAUUUUAUUUAAUUAGACUUUAUUUCGAUACGGAUCGAAUUAAAUAGUUUGGCAACUACUAGCCCAGCAAUAAAAUUUGGGCGAAGAAAAACACGGCCAACACAAACUUAUAAACAAUUUUUGUAAAUAAUUUUUUUUAAAUAAUCGGCGCGAAUAAGCGAGAAAGAAGCAGAGAGAGAGAGAGAGAGAGAUGUAGAGAGCAAUGGGAUUCAUUUCGAUUUUGGGCAAUCCACUGUUACAAGUGUUUUCUUGUAUAAAAAAAAAGAAUAAUAAUUAAAGGAAGAAAAACACAUUUGACUGAUUAAACUUAAUGUAAAGUGGAAAACCGCCCAAGUCUUCUUGUUUCUAUAGAGAAAAAUUCAAUUGAAUGGAGAAACGAAAAAAAUCACAACCCAAAAUAAUCGCAAUCAAAGAGAAACUUUUUAAAAGAAACAGAUAAGCAAUACAUUCCUUUUUUUAAAUUUUAUUUAUUAUUUAAGUAAAAUGCGUUGAGUUUAAUUCGAAAAAAUUCCAUUUAAAUGUAAUGGGUGCUAUUUUUAGUUCGUUCAUAAAUAUGUUGAAUUGGCAGCGCGCUCAUCAGUUUGUCAUUCCAUCCGCAGUGAAUUUCCUUUCAAUGAUUUGUUUAGCCCAUAACCAUUUGAUAGAUUUUUGGUCAUGCAUUGAAAGAAAACAAUGCAUUUUUUUUUAUUGUUACUUCUUUUUCCAAGACCAUUAUUUUGUUUCUUGCAGUUGCUAAAAUUGUUUGAAUUGAGAUAUCAUCUGAAGUUGUCAGAAGAAUUAAAUUGAAAAACACUUGAUUUCAAGUGCAUUUAUGCUUAGUCCAAUUAUUAUUUUAAAAAGAAAAUAGGGUUUGCUAUCGAAUAUCGAGCGAAAUCGCAUAAUUUUUUUUCCGCGUAAUUUUCCCAUUUAAUUCCAUAAUGAAAGAGAUAGAAACAAAGAUUGAGCGCACAGAUAGGAGACAAAUUAGCGUUACAAACAUGUGUACAAUGUAUAAAAUCAGCACAAAUGCAAUACAUAAUUCCGAUGAAAUAUUUUCAAUUGAAAUGUGAUAUUGAUAACAACAAUAAUAAAAAAAAACCUAUAUAAUAAAUCAUUUAAACGAAAA
This is a messenger RNA of Sitodiplosis mosellana (orange wheat blossom midge), 5150 nucleotides long. RefSeq lists its product as uncharacterized. The transcript is spliced from 6 exons. The record is from RefSeq and is a predicted model, not a curated record. The coding region runs from base 2491 to 3987 and encodes 498 amino acids. NCBI's taxonomy places the organism in Eukaryota, Metazoa, Arthropoda, Insecta, Diptera, Cecidomyiidae.